AUGGGUCACCAGGAGCUCUACUGUGGCCAUCCAAGGAAAUUUGGCCUGGGUUGUCAUUCCUGCCCCAUCUGCACAAACCGGCAAGGUCUGAUGUGGAAAUACUGUGUCACUAUGUGCCUCCAGGGUCUCCUUCAGUAUGGGAAGAAUAUGGGCUUCGUUAAAUUGGAUUAUGUGAGCCACCUUGAAUGGGUCCUCCAAGAUACCUACUGUAAUGCCUAUUCAUUGUACAUAAAAUAAAAAUACUUCCAUUUUGAGUGUUUUAGUGUGUAUGUGGGGGGUGCGGGAGCAAUGAGAACAGUGGAAACAGCACAUGCAAAAGAUCCCAGGCAA
Acinonyx jubatus (cheetah) is the source of this 330-nucleotide messenger RNA. RefSeq names its product 40S ribosomal protein S29-like. The coding region runs from base 1 to 237 and encodes 78 amino acids. Gene Ontology annotation, molecular function: zinc ion binding; structural constituent of ribosome. NCBI's taxonomy places the organism in Eukaryota, Metazoa, Chordata, Mammalia, Carnivora, Felidae. The record is from RefSeq and is a predicted model, not a curated record. The transcript has a single exon. Gene Ontology annotation, cellular component: cytosolic small ribosomal subunit.